UUCCAAAUUUCGAAACUUGAUGCUAAUCAAUUCCUGGAUAUUCACUUCCGCGAAAACCAUGGCAUUGCCAUUGUAAAGUUUUGAAAACAAUUUGAAAACAAUUUGAAAUGCUUCUAGAUUCUUUCAAGCUUAUUAUAACAACAAUGUUAUGAGGUGAUUGUAUUGUGACAUGUAUAUAACAGCUAUCUGAGCUGGUUCAUUUACAAAAGCUACUAAAAAUGGACGCUAAGCCUUAUACCGUAUAUAUUUAUGGUGGAGAAGCAGAGCUCAUAAGUAUGUGGACUUUGCGAUACACGAACAUUGAGACAGGAGGCGAUAUCUUUGGAUUGUGGAUGAACGAAAAUGAACUAGUCAUUCAAGCAGUGCUUGGACCAGGUCAGAAUUGUCGUCGCACGCCGACUUCAUUCUUUCAGGACGAAGAAUAUUUAAGUAAAGCUGGUGAGGUGCUGACUAUUAACCAAGGUCUGUGUAAUAUCGGCUCCUGGCAUUCUCAUCAUAGUAUGAAUCUACCCGAACCAAGCUGUGGCGAUAGAGACACGAUCUGGAGACAUUUGCCUAACCCAGGGAGAUUUCUAUUGCUGAUUGCGAUGAUCGAGUGGAGGAAUGAUGGACCUAGGGUCUCGAUGGCUUUCAAUUUAUUUGAGGCGACCAGCCAAGGAGAAAAAGUAACACGAAUGAAGUUGGAAAUUCUUGAAGGGGAAAGCCCGAUUCGCGCGAAUGCUGCAGUGAGCAAUCAGAUAUCUCAAGGUGCUGAAGUUCCUUCCAAAAAGACCUCUUCAAGAAAGAGAGAAUCGCAAGCGGGGAAGACUAAAGAGGCUGGAGAAAGAGUGAGAGCAAGACAAGAACAGACAAAUCUGGAACAUCGUCACUCGCGUGGUGGUCGACACGAACCCCAGGGAUCAGGACAUGAGAAUUUAAAAUGUGAUGGUUUAGUAGCUUUAUACUUUACUCACUGCAAACCGCAUUAUCAUGAUUACACGGCGGCGAGAAAUAAGAGAAGGCAGGUUCCUCCUCGUAUGGUCCAUGGCUAUAGGAUCAGAUACGUGCGUAUUAGCCAUGAUACAGAGAUUGUAGAGUUGUAUCAUUUUGAUCACCCAGUUGGUCAAUGUGGAGAAUGCUUGGACGUUGCAUUGGAAAGAAAAAACGGCAGUGUUUAUGCUGUACACCGGAGCAAUAUAAAUGAUUGUGAUUGCUGUUGCACUAUUCUAUAAACGCAAUGACAUUGAAUCACUUUAUAUCAUCAUUCCCAGUCUCGCACAAAUAUACUACACCAUUUCACCCAUAUAACACUGGUUAUUCACAUGUAUGCAUUGUUCAUCGUAACGCUUUUGACGAGUUUUGUUUUAAAUGUACAAUUGUAUACUUCUAAAAUUCUCUGUUUGUGUAAACUCUUGAUGAAGGUAUUUAUUUUAGAACUGUUAAGUGUUACUAAACAGUAGUUUGUUAAAUAAUAAAUUUUU
Messenger RNA from Dendronephthya gigantea, 1460 nucleotides. RefSeq lists its product as uncharacterized. The coding region runs from base 219 to 1211 and encodes 330 amino acids. The record is from RefSeq and is a predicted model, not a curated record. NCBI's taxonomy places the organism in Eukaryota, Metazoa, Cnidaria, Anthozoa, Malacalcyonacea, Nephtheidae. The transcript has a single exon.